Molecule: messenger RNA, 687 nt
Organism: Caenorhabditis briggsae
Lineage: Eukaryota; Metazoa; Nematoda; Chromadorea; Rhabditida; Rhabditidae
Exons: 4
Coding region: 1-687 (228 amino acids)
Biological process (GO): iron-sulfur cluster assembly
Cellular component (GO): cytoplasm
Molecular function (GO): iron-sulfur cluster binding
Source: RefSeq, a predicted model, not a curated record
AUGUCCGCUGCGCUGUCCGACUUUUUGAAGCAGUCAAAUCUGCUUCAAGUGACGGACGGUGGACCGCUGGUUGCCGGAACCGACGGUGUUGAGGGGACGAGAGUGGAUCUCGUCGGCGAGGUGGAGCACGCGAUCAUCCAAGUCCAGGAGACGGAGCUCCUUGCCGAGGUGUGCAAUACGGUAUUCGAUGUGAUGAAACAGAACGGCGAGGUCCUAGUCUUCUCGACAGACCUGACAACCGCUCAUCGGAAACUUCGAAUUGCCGGAUUCCGUGUGACCGAGCUGGCCGCCGAUUGGCCGGCCAGAGGUGUCAAAUCGGUCAAUUUUGGGGACAAAGUCACGUUGGAUUUGGGAAACGCCACUGUUGAGGAGGAUUUGAUUGAUGAGGAUGGAUUGCUCCAGGAGGAAGACUACGAGAAGCCAACUGGCGAUCAGCUCAAGGCCGGCGGAUGUGGACCGGACGACCCGAAUAAGAAGAAACGCGCGUGCAAGAACUGCAACUGUGGACUCGCCGAGCAGGAGGAGGCCGAGAAGAUGGGCAAGAUUGCUGAGGCGUCGGCUGCGAAGAGCAGCUGUGGAAAUUGCGCUCUCGGAGACGCGUUCCGCUGUGCCACGUGCCCCUAUCUCGGACAGCCACCAUUCAAGCCUGGAGAGACUGUCAAACUCUCAUCUGUCGACGACUUCUAA